Spodoptera frugiperda (fall armyworm) is the source of this 1140-nucleotide messenger RNA. It is a transcript of the gene CIAPIN1, whose product is annotated as anamorsin homolog. Gene Ontology annotation, molecular function: iron-sulfur cluster binding. Gene Ontology annotation, cellular component: cytoplasm. Bases 295 to 1047 code for a protein of 250 amino acids. The record is from RefSeq and is a predicted model, not a curated record. Gene Ontology annotation, biological process: iron-sulfur cluster assembly. Lineage: Eukaryota; Metazoa; Arthropoda; Insecta; Lepidoptera; Noctuidae. The transcript is spliced from 5 exons.
UGUCAAUGAUGUCAUAUCACGCAGGUUGACGGAGUUUCGUAGAUGAUAUUUUACCUUUCCACAUUGGCUAUAAAGAGCGCGUUUAUUUGCUACGAGGAUUAUUCAUCGAGUUCACCCGAAACACAAUUCAGUAUUUGCAAGACUGUGAAGUGUGAAUAUCGUAUUUUGGAACGUUGUUACAAAAGUUAAUAUUUUUUCAGACAUACUUUUUUUACAAGUUCAUUAGUUUUUUAUAUCGGUCGGAUUGUAUUUUUUUAUUCGUAACCAAACUUUGCACAGUAAAUUAUUAGAACAAUGGAAAACGUGAAAUCGGGUGAUAACGUACUAAUUAUUUGGAAUAAUGAUAAUCAAAGCAGCAUCAGUAAUUUGGUGGAAGAAAUAAAAUCGUUAAUCGGAAAUGGAUCAGUUGUCCUCGAAAACUCUGAAAUGAUAACAGAAUCUUCCAGACCCCCAUCUUCAUAUGAGGCUGUGAUAUCAAACUGGCUGUCCCCACACACAGUAAAACACACUGACAAUAUCUUAGCCAUAAUUGUGAAACUCCUCAAGCCCAGUGGUAAAUUAAUUCUCAAAGAUACAACAGAUUUGACCAGUGCCCUUAAAUUAAAUGGUUUCGUUAAUGUCACAAAGUCUUCGGACAAUUUAUAUUUAGCUGAAAAACCUAAAUUUGAGGUUGGAUCCAAAGCCUCUUUAAAACUAAAUGGCAAACCCACUGUAUGGAAAAUUGACGAUACGGUUGAAGAAGCCUGGACCGGUGGUAAUGAUGAUGACCUUAUUGACGACAGUGAACUGUUAGAUGAAGAUGAUCUGAAGAAACCAGACCAGCAGUCAUUAAGAGUUUGCGCAACGACCGGCAAACGGAAAGCGUGUGCUGACUGUUCGUGUGGUCUGGCUGAGGAGCUGAAAGGAGAAGUCAAGGAUACACCGAAAUCUUCUUGUGGAAGCUGUUACCUCGGCGACGCGUUCCGUUGUGCGACCUGCCCGUACCUGGGUAUGCCAGCCUUCAAGCCCGGUGAGAAAGUCAAGCUGGAUCUCAACUCCGACAUAUGAACAAUCUCGACGGUAGCUCCUCUCAUAUAAACUAUAGUAUGUAUUACAAUUUGUGAUUAUUCAUAAUUGCUUUCAAUAAAAUUUAUAAAUAUA